Molecule: messenger RNA, 699 nt
Organism: Naegleria gruberi
Lineage: Eukaryota; Heterolobosea; Eutetramitea; Acrasida; Naegleriidae
Exons: 1
Coding region: 1-699 (232 amino acids)
Biological process (GO): protein homooligomerization
Source: RefSeq, a predicted model, not a curated record
AUGGUAAAGACUACAUCAACCAAAUCAUUAUUUUCAUCUUUAUCAUCACCAGACUCAUCAUUAACCUCUUCAUCAUCUUCAAAUUUUGAAUCUUUAUUUGAAAAAUCUAAAAGUCAAUUUGAUCAAAUUUCACUAGAAUUUGAAUUAAUCCUAAAUACUUAUAAACUUAAAUCACAAAAAUUAGAUCUCACUGAAAGGAAAUUAACUAAAAAGGAGAAAUUAUUGAAAGAGAGAGAAUUACACCUUAAUGAAAGAGAAACUAUUGUAAAAGAACAUGAAGAAUAUUUUAAUUGUUUAGAAAAGAAAUUAUCAAUCACCACAACAAUUGAAACUAAAUUAGGAAAAAAUCAAAAAGUUAAAUUAGAUAUCGGUGGUAAAAUAUUUGUAACAACUUUAUCAACAUUAACAAGUGUUAAAGAUACAUUCUUUACUGGUUAUUUUAAUGAUCAUUUCAAUCCAACCGUUGAAGAUGAUGAUAAUUCAUUCUUUAUUGAUAGACCAAAUGAACAAUUUCAUUUAAUUUUAAAUUAUUUGAGAGGAAUUGAUAUUAAAUGUAAAAUAGCAAGUUUAAAUGAAUGUGAUUUAAAUGAUUUUAUUGAAGAAAUUGUUUAUUAUCAAUUAACACCUAUAUAUGAAAUAUUGCCCUCCAAUGGAAUUGAUAUUUUGAGAACAAAAUAUUCCAUUAAUAGUAAUCCUUAA